AUGCCGAGCGGGGCCGCCCUCACCUGCCUGCAGCUCCUGCUGCUCCUCUCGGCCGUGGAUUCCCGGCCCCACACGAGGCACCAGGACAGGUUCCAGCUGGAAGCCGUCAAAAAGGAGAUCCUGGAGCGGCUGGGAAUGUCGGCUCCCCCCGUCCCCCGCCGCCCGCUGGACCAGGAGAGCAUCCAGAGAGCGCAGCGGCUCUACCAGCUGAAAGUGGCGGAGCUGGCGGGGAACCGGAGCCGGGAGGGGGAGGAAGAGGAGGAAGCCGUGUCCGGGACCCGGCGGCUCCACCGCCUGACCCCCACCUGUAAGUGUCCGUGGCUCCGUGCCACCCCCCGAGCCUCAUCCCCCCGGGACACCCGACGAGCAGAGCAAAGGAUUUCCAGCAUCCCUCAGGCCGUGGGUGAUUCCCCGGGAGCGGGGGCUUGGCAGGAGCUGAUCCCGAGCCCGGGCUGGCGGGGAAUUGCUCUCACACGAGCUGUCCCCUCUGUCCCCGCAGUGUUGCGCUGGCUGGACACCCCCGAGGGACAUCAGGACCCUGAAGGACACCGGGACUCGCCGGGACACCGGGAGCCCCGCGGUCCCCACCGGUACCACCUCCUGCUGUCCCGCACCGCGGAUUUCCACCGGCAGCUCCGGGUGCUGCAGGCGGAGCUGAAACUCUUCAAGCAGCCGCUGUCCCCUCCCGGCGCCUCGGUGCCACCUCGGGUCACCAUCUACACCCUGCGGGGGGCUGAGGGGACCCCCCAGCUCCUGCUGAGCCGAGAGCUGGACCGGGAUUCCCGGAGCCUGGAGCUGACAGGGGCCAUCCAGCCCUGGCUGGCCGGGCCCGAGGCCACGCUGCGCCUGCGGUUGGAUUUCAGCGCAGACGUCUCGGCCGCCCUGGACACCUCCGGGGGGGAAACGCUGGUGCUGGAGGUGGAAACCCAGGAGAAACCGGCUCGGGCGGCCAGGAGAGCUCGGGGGCUGGAGGAGGAGUGCGGGAAGAGCGAUGGGAGGUGCUGCCUGAAGUCGCUGAAGGUCUCCUUCCAGGACAUCGGCUGGUCGGACUGGGUCAUCGCCCCCAGCAGCUACCACAUGAGGUUCUGCGAGGGUUCCUGCCCGCACAACUACAAACCGGCCAGCAUGCACGCCCAGAUCAAAUCCCGAGUGCAUUCCCUGUCCAAGGCCACCCCCCCGCCCUGCUGCGUCCCCGCCGGCUACGACCCCAUGGUGCUGAUGCACCUGGACAGCGAGGGCAGGCUGGUGUCCAGCCUCUUCGAGGACAUGCUGGUCACCAGGUGCCACUGCGCCUGACGGCAGCGCUGACAGCCCCAGCCGGGAUGGGGCAAAGCCAUCCCGGCUCCCGGCAGCUCCAGCACCCCAAAAUCCAGAUCCUGCGGCACCAAGUGACUCCUGUGACAGUCCUGGGGACUCCAGCACCCCAAAAUCCAGAUCCUGCAGCACCAAGUGACUCCACACCAGCCCUGGAUCCACCACUGAGCUCAGCCCUGGGGUCUCCAGCACCCCAAAAUCCAGACCCUGCA
Molecule: messenger RNA, 1526 nt
Organism: Cyanistes caeruleus (blue tit)
Lineage: Eukaryota; Metazoa; Chordata; Aves; Passeriformes; Paridae
Source: RefSeq, a predicted model, not a curated record